AUGGCUUCCCAAGAUGUCUAUAUGGCUCUGGAGAUUUUGGUGGGCCUGGCCUGUUGCCUGGGCAACCUGUUGGUGGUCUGGGCGGUGUGGAGGAACCGCUCCCUCCGGAAGCCCACCUUCUGCUUCGUGGUGUCGCUGGCGGCGGCGGACUUCCUGGUGGGCGCGGUGGCCAUCCCGCUGGCCAUCCUGGUGAAAAGGGAGGUGACCUCCUUCUACGGCUGCCUCUUCUGCACCUGCGUCAUGCUGGUUCUGACCCAGAGCUCCGUCCUGUCCCUGCUGGCCAUCGCCACGUACCGCUACCUGUGCGUCCACAUUCCUCUCAGAUACAAAAGAAUGGUCUCCCAGCAGCGUUCCUGGGUUGCUGUGGCGACGUGCUGGUUGCUGGCAUGUGUCCUGGGAUUCACCCCGUUGCUCGGGUGGCACAAGCCCAUGACAGAGAAGCAAUACGGCUACAGGUUCAUGGACGUGAUGGACAUGUCCUACUUGAUCUACUUCAGAUUCUUCGGCUGCAUCCUGGCCCCUCUGGUGGUGAUGGCUCUCCUCUACGCUCGCGUCUUCUGGACCAUCCAUAAGCGCCUGCAGGAGUCCGCAGCCAGCGGUUCGGAACACGGAACGUAUUACCUGAAGGAGCGGAACCUGGCGCUGUCCCUGGGCCUGGUCCUCGCCCUCUACGCCGUCUGCUGGCUGCCCCUGCACAUCAUGAACUGCAUCUCUUACUAUGGCGGUGAGGACCUGACUUUCGACGUGGGCGUCCUCCUCUCGUACGUCAACUCGGCCGCCAACCCCCUCGUUUACGCCUUCCGGAUCCGCAAGUUCCAAAAGGCCUACCUGGAAAUCUGGAAGCAGUACUUCCUGUCCCGGGGCAAGGAGGGGCCCCAGGGCGAGCAAUCGGGCGAUAACUUGGGCAGCGCCUGCCCGACCAGCACUAACCAGAGCGACAGGAUGGUGAGGGGGACCAUGUAAACCCAUUGGCCACGAGCUGGGGUUUUGAACGCUGAAAGUUGUUGGCGUGAGCGCCAGAAAGCAUUGCUCUCCAAAGUGUUCAGCGUCUCUGUGGCGGUCGGCGAUUGGCAGUUGGGAUGGGGAAUUUCUCUCUAUUUAAAAUGUCUCCUUCCGAGGUCGAAGAAGACAUUUUAUGUCUGUAUGCAAUAUAGUCAAGGAUAUUAGAAAACGAAAAUGGUUGUAUUUGUGUUGUAUGAAAUGUUGCUAAACAGCUUCUCCUAUCAUCCAUAUCAAGAGUAAAAACAUAAAUAAAAAAUAUCUAGAGAGAUAUAUAUAUUCAUAUAUUUUUUAA
Anguilla anguilla (European eel) is the source of this 1294-nucleotide messenger RNA. RefSeq names its product adenosine receptor A3-like. Gene Ontology annotation, biological process: G protein-coupled adenosine receptor signaling pathway. The record is from RefSeq and is a predicted model, not a curated record. The transcript has 2 exons. Lineage: Eukaryota; Metazoa; Chordata; Actinopteri; Anguilliformes; Anguillidae. Gene Ontology annotation, cellular component: dendrite; membrane; synapse. Gene Ontology annotation, molecular function: G protein-coupled adenosine receptor activity. The coding region runs from base 1 to 963 and encodes 320 amino acids.